Pestalotiopsis fici W106-1 is the source of this 654-nucleotide messenger RNA. RefSeq lists its product as uncharacterized. The record is from RefSeq and is a predicted model, not a curated record. NCBI's taxonomy places the organism in Eukaryota, Fungi, Ascomycota, Sordariomycetes, Amphisphaeriales, Sporocadaceae. Bases 1 to 654 code for a protein of 217 amino acids. The transcript has a single exon.
AUGACCUACCCGACUCUAGAUCAGAAGCUUGUCACCUCGGUGUCCGAGUACGUCAAGCAGUACAUGGCCAAGUAUGACGGCUCACAUGAUUUCAACCACAUCCAGAGAGUCUCUGGACUGGCGCGUCACAUCUAUGCCCAAUCCCCCAACCGAGAGGCACUCGAUUUCCAGACCAUCGUCCUCAGUGCUCUCCUGCACGAUGUGGGCGACAAGAAGUACUUGAAACCUGGUGAGGAUGCCUCGACUCUGGUCCAAGAGCUGCUCUUGUCCUAUGGUGCCGACGAGCAGCUUGCACAAAAAGUACAAGCCAUUUGCCUCGGUGUCAGCUACUCCAGCGAGGUCAAGGAUCCAGCCAAGGUGCAGAACUUGAUCAAGCAAUAUCCCGAGCUGGCCGUCGUUCAGGACGCUGACCGCCUGGACGCCAUUGGCGGCGUGGGCAUUGGCAGAUGCUUCACCUUUGGAGGUGCCAGAACUGAGCGAGCCAUGGACGACACCGUCAAGCACUUUGACGAGAAGCUCGUCCGUCUUCAAGGCAUGAUGAAGACGGACGUCGGCCGUCAACUGGCCAAGGAAAGGACGGAACGACUGAUUUUGUUCCAGAAGUGGUGGGACGAGGAGACGGCUUUUGCGGCUGCGUCUCCCAUUCCAUCAUGA